AUGGCCGCCCCCGAUCCUGGCUUUGCUGUCAUGCCGUUGGCAGAAGACCCUCAAAAGGGCAGCAUCGAAAAUCCGUCCCAGGACCCCAGCGACGAGCUUCCUGUUGCGCCAGACCAAUUCGACCCGCAGUAUGAGACCACUCGCUGGGAAAUCUGGGCAUACUAUUCGUACUACAUUGGCAACAAUGGGUUGACCCUGUUCAAUUUCGCGCCAACCGCCUUCCAAAACCUGUUGUCGCAGGCAGCUGGAGAUGCAGGCACUUUGAGGUUCGCAGGCGUGAAUAGGACGAUCAAUAGUAUUGUCCUGGUGGCCAAUGGGAUCAGCUUUGCUAUUCAGAUUGUGCUGUUCUUGGUUAUCGGGAGUUAUGCUGACUUCGGACGCUCGCGACCUAACAUCCUCAUCGUGCUCUCGAUUGUCGCUUUCGGCAUAGGCUUUGGCUGGAUGGGCGUGCAUACAGCGGACAAAUGGCAGGUGGCAGCAGGGAUGUACAUUGUGGGACUGAUUGCAUACCAAACCACCUUGACCUUCUGGACUGCAGCAUUUCCAGGUCUCGCUCGAAACACGCCUCAGCUGCGGGCCAAAGCCGAGGAGUUUACAAACGGAACCAUCAGUCGAGAUGAGUAUGACUACGCAGACACACUACAAAGGAGCCGACUAUCCAAUAUGGCGUUCUACAUACAAUCCUGCGGGGAGUUUGUCAUACUAGCUCUAAUAGUUGGUGUCCUAUACGGUGUGCACGUCACAGCGAGCGAAGCCAACAACAAUUACGGGUUGAGUGUUCUCAUCGCCUUCGCAACUGGUGUCUGGGUGCUGCUGGCUAUACCGUGGUUCAUCCUGGAAAAAAGAAGACCAGGCCAGCAGUUGCCGCCUAACAUGAACAUCGUGAUGGUAGGAUUUUGGCAACUCUACCGUGCCAUCACUCAAAUUUGGCGACUCAGACAAAGUCUCCUUUACCUCAUUGGCUACUUCCUUCUCGGCGACUCCCUCAAUACUACCGUGACCGUCAUCGCCACUCUCCAGAACGAGGUUGUUGAGUACGACACGCUGACAUUGACCUACAUCCUACUUGUCGGCAUCGCGGCUCAAGCGGUAGGUAUCUACAGCUUCUGGUGGAUCCAGCAAAGAUACCAACUCAGUACGAAGACCAUGUUCAAUGCGAUUAUUGUCGGAAUAAUUUUGCUCGAUGGUUGGGGCAUGAUAGGUAUCUGGACUCAGAACUUCGGCUUCCACCACGUUUGGGAGUUUUGGGUCUAUCAGACCUUCUAUGGUCUCUUCGUGUGUCCCUGGUACUCCUACUCCCAGAUUAUGAUCUCUGAAGUCACGCCCCGUGGCAAAGAGUUUCUAUUCUUUUCCCUAUUCUCUAUCAUUGGCAAGACGUCAUCCUUCAUCGGACCGCUGGUUUCAAGUGCGAUCAUCGAUGCAAGUCCGCAUGGAAACAACAGUACACCAUUCUAUUUUCUGUUUGGGUUGUCUUGUCUGAGUGCAGGGUUUCUGGUGCUAUUUUUAGAUUUAAAGAAGAGUAGGGUGGAACAGGAGAGAUUUUUGGCGGAAGAAGAGCUAGUAAGGGCGAAGCUGCAGGGUGAUAGUGGGAGCCAGGGGAGCUGA
Messenger RNA from Letharia columbiana, 1605 nucleotides. RefSeq lists its product as uncharacterized. Bases 1 to 1605 code for a protein of 534 amino acids. The transcript is spliced from 5 exons. The record is from RefSeq and is a predicted model, not a curated record. NCBI's taxonomy places the organism in Eukaryota, Fungi, Ascomycota, Lecanoromycetes, Lecanorales, Parmeliaceae.